AUGAUACUGCCAACUGAACAUUAAUGCUUCGAAAUGUAAUUCUCAAAUUUGAGUAUAGGUAAUCAGUAAAAUGCCUUGUUGAAAGUUAUAAAGAAGCAAUUAUAUACUAUGAUAAGGUUCUUUAAAUCGAUCACUGUGCUGAAUUAAAUCACAAUCACAAUAUUAUGUUUAUUAUUUUAUAGAAAUAGCUAAAAAUGAAAAAAACUUAAUAACUUUAAAAAUGA
Molecule: messenger RNA, 224 nt
Organism: Paramecium octaurelia
Lineage: Eukaryota; Ciliophora; Oligohymenophorea; Peniculida; Parameciidae
Source: the annotation of a GenBank genome assembly